Messenger RNA from Amphibalanus amphitrite, 2208 nucleotides. RefSeq names its product MFS-type transporter clz9-like. Lineage: Eukaryota; Metazoa; Arthropoda; Thecostraca; Balanomorpha; Balanidae. The record is from RefSeq and is a predicted model, not a curated record. Gene Ontology annotation, molecular function: DNA binding. The coding region runs from base 189 to 1715 and encodes 508 amino acids. The transcript has 2 exons. Gene Ontology annotation, cellular component: nucleus.
CGGGAGUCACCGGAAAUGGCACUGUGACCUGUCACGUGACCAGCACCGGCUCGACCAAUCAGGAGGCGUUUCCGGCGACAGAGGUGACUCCGAGGGUCGGCUGAGCUUUUCGCGUCCUUUUUGCACUGAUCGUCGUCUCGUGCGCGUGUCCUGCUGGCAUACGGCAAAAACUGGUGGCACCAAUCGUCAUGCCGAAAUACACGGAGGAAGAUCUGGGCAGAGCGAAGAAGCUCGUCGCGGAUGGAUUCACCGUCUACAAGGCAGCCAAGGACACCGGCGUGCCGUACGAGACGCUCCGCCGUCACAUCUUCGGCAUCAACGUCACCGGCUCCACUGGCUCUGGGCGACCGACGGUGCUGACGAGGACCGAAGAGGACAAGCUGGUGGAAAUCCUCGCUUACCUCGCCCGCCAAGCAUUUCCACUGGACACCAGUGACAUCUGCGAUCUGGUCCAGCAGUUCCUGAACAACCUCGGCAGAGAGACGCAGUGGAAGGACAACAGGCCCACCCGCUUCUGGCUGUCACGUUUCAAGGCUCGUCACGCCGGUGUCCUCGCGUCGCGCAAACCGGAGAUCCUCACCAUCACUCGUGCCAAGUCUCUGACAGAGGAAAUAGUUGGCGCCUUCUUCUCCAUGUACAACGGGGUGCUCGUCGACCUGGGACUCGAGGACAAGCCGGACAUCUACAACCUCGAUGAGACGGGACUCUCGACCGAUCCGCGCUCGACAAGGGUCAUCGUCCCCAGCAAGUCCCGUGACGCCUACCUGAAGACGGCCAGCUGUGGUAAGGCGACAUACAGCGUCCUCUUCUGCGUGAACGCCACUGGAAACUACUUCCCACCCUUCGUCGUCUACAAGGCCAAACGUGAGCCCUUUGACUCGUGGAUGCGUGGCGGACCGCCAGGAACGGCCUAUGGGACGACACCGUCAGGCUGGAUGGAGGGCAACAUAUUCGAGAGCUGGUUCCAGACCAUCUUCGUCCCAGAGAUCACCAAGAAGCAUGAUGGUCAGCCCACAGUGCUCGUCUAUGACGGUCACGGAUCCCACAUGACGUAUCGGACAGCAGCGCUUGCGAAGGACAACAACAUCACGGUGGUAUGUCUUCCGCCACACACCAGUCACGCCAUCCAGCCUCUCGACGUCGCCGUGUUCAAGCCGGUCAAGGUCGCCUGGGCGCAAAUCCUGAAGCGGUGGCAGCGUGAGUCACGACUCGUCGCUGUCGACAAGUCGGUGUUCCCGACUCUCAUCUCCCAGCUGUGGAAGGAACUGGAUCCGGUCCACGCCGUGGCCGGAUUCCGCGGCUCGGGUCUGUUCCCAGUCGACGCUGAGAAGGUUCGCAGCCGGAUGGUGGGACCCGGGAGCACGUCACGUGAUGACAUCCCGUCACCUGAUGAGGCGCUCCAGGAUGCUGUGCUCAGUGUUCUCAGUCCGGAACAGUCAAGUGAGACGAAGGCGGCCCUGGCCAACAAGACGAAACGCCGCAGCCGAGUUCAAAACAAGAGCGGCGAGGUCUUGACGUCAGAGUCUUCUCUGCAGAGGCUCGAGCUGGAGGCGGCGAAGCGCGCAGAGAAAGGGAAGAAGUCUCCGUCGUCACAGCAGGACAGGAAACUCUCCAAGAAACGCGAAGAGAAGGGAAAGAAGCGGUCUUCGUCGCACAAGAUCGAGAAGCCAUCCGCGAAGCGAAAAGUGACCAAACUGACGACUCGAUCGAAGUAGAGGGGGUAAAGCUCACGCAGGUUUUUGGAAAUGUGGCGGUGCCCGUUCGCCACGCCACUGUGACCGUGGUUGGUGUUGUGGCCAUUGUCGGUUGUGUUUGUUGUUGUCUGCUCAAGUCAUCUAUGUGUCUUAAUAAAUUGAAACGACCGGUAAUACAUUUUCUUGAUUUUUUUUUACAUUUCAAUACUUAUAUUGUUAGCAACACCGAUUUCAUAUCCACGUUCCAGGCGAAUUUCAGCGUCGCAAAUCCAGCAGAUUAGGCACAAUAGAGCGUUGAAACAACUGUACUCAUUUUUUGCGAAGGAGCAAAAAAUGAGUAUAGCCGACAUUGGUCAGAAGAUGCAAUUAUUACAGAACAACCGCUCGUCUGACACCGUUGUGCCACAUAGGACGUCGUAGUCAGAACACGUAAUGUCAAUGUCCCAUAUAGCCAUUAUUCACACCCUUUCUAGUUUUGAAUAUAUUUAACUGAUAAUGUAAAACUAUACUCAUU